Molecule: messenger RNA, 1479 nt
Organism: Diaporthe citri
Lineage: Eukaryota; Fungi; Ascomycota; Sordariomycetes; Diaporthales; Diaporthaceae
Exons: 3
Coding region: 1-1479 (492 amino acids)
Biological process (GO): signal transduction
Molecular function (GO): protein binding
Source: RefSeq, a predicted model, not a curated record
AUGAGCUUCAACACAGGCACGGCAUACGCCGAGUCUGAUGCCGACGACGAGUACGAGCGAGACCUCCACGAGAGCUCCCCAAUAGACGCCACCGACGCCUCCAUCUCGCCCACCGACUCCGAUCCUCCCUCCAACGAACACACCCCUACCACAUACGGCUAUCGAUCGAGCGCCGAUCGCCUGCCCGAGACCAUCAUAUCAGAAUGGAGCGUCGACGAGGUCGCCGACUUCAUCGCAACCAUCGGCCUGCAACAGUACUCGGAUCGAUUCAUUGAAAACGAAAUUGUCGGAGAGGCCCUGGUUGCUCUGCUACACGAUGACCUCAAGUCCAUGGGCAUCACCAGUGUUGGCCACAGACUAACCGUCCUCAAGAGCGUCUACGAUGUCAAGAAGGCACAGGACGUGCCAAUAGAAAAUGAUCACUAUGUGCCAUUAUCUGCCGACGCCGAGGCCCAAUAUGCCACGGCGACGCUGAAAGACAUCAAACAUCUAGUGGAACAGCUGAGGCUACGGGACGAGCGCAUGAACUUGUUCGAGCAGGAUUUUAGGAAACUCGCUGAGGACUUCCGGAGGUUACGGGAAGACAUGCUGCCCGCUCUGCGCCUGGCCAAGGACGCCCAACAACCCUUACCGAACGUGAGCAAUGGGCAACAAUCAUCAUACAGCUAUGACACCACAGUGUCACCUCCGGCCCCGACGCCGUCCACUGUUGGCAGUCAGUCUGCCAGCCUCAAGCGGCAAUACUCGACCAAGCGGAUCGUCCUCGGCACGACGCCAAAGACCACCUCACCCUCGCAUCUACAGACGAGCCACGACCGAAGCAUCGUGGAACAGACACUAGACCCAUCGAGCGCCGCAGAGAGGGCCGUCAUGUCGUCGUCACAUCUGGCCGCCAUGAACGGCUCCAACGGCCCAACCGCAACCUCGCCGUCCUACCCGUCGCCAAAUAUGCCCUCACCCACGUCGCCCCCGAGCAUAGGCGGAACCACCCUUGGCUCCCGAUCUUACCGCGCCGACCAGCCGACCCCCUCCAGCCGAUCCACCUUCCGUGAGAACGAGCACGGCUACGAUCCGCGCGACAAACCCAACGCUGCACCAAGGCGGGGGCAGACGCCGGCCCCCGACACGCCGAGCUCGAGCAACGCAUCGGUCGAGAUAUUCAAGUCGUUCCGGGUGAGCCUGGACGACCCAUGCUACAAGGUCUUACCGGCCGCGCUCAAGAAAUACCAAAUCAACGCACCAUGGGACCAAUAUGCCCUCUAUAUCGUAUACGGGGACCAGGAGCGGUGCCUGGGGCUGGAGGAGAAACCGCUGAUCCUGUUCAAGCAGCUGGACAAGGAGGGCAAGAAGCCAAUGUUCAUGCUGAGGAAGACGAACAACGCCCAGGCCGACGCGGCAGGGGAGGCGCCCGGAAGCGCAGGCCUGGGAUCAGCAGCAUCCACCAGAGGCGGCUACGACCCGCCAGGCGGCAUCAUAUGA